UUCCUACACCGCCCCUCCCUUGGGUUGCGCGCGAAGUCUGAUCAGGGAUGCGGGGGUCCAAUGGAAAGGUGGCCCCAAAUCCCGCGAGAACUGGUGGCACAUAGCUACUGACUAGGCUUAGGAACGCUGUUUAUUCGCUGAGCCUUGUGCCCCCUCCCGGGAGGAGGCACACACUGAAGCAUUUCUCCAGUUUUGCACCCCAAUCCGUGAGAACUUGGAAGCGGGCUCGGCUACUCCGCGGGCUCGGCCCCUGGUAGCCGACGGGAAGAGGGCUGCCUGGCCGCGGCCAAUGUCUGCCGCGCUUCCUCUGCAGUAUGAAGACACCGGAGGCUCCACAGUUAGCUCCAGACUGCCUUCCUUCAGACCAGGCCCCAGCUCCAGCCCGUCUCUCUCCUCAGGCUUCCCCGAUGGAUAAAAAUACGGACCCUGAACUGAUGCCACCGCCACGCGAUGGGGAUGAUCCGCCCCAGGUGUCCUCAGAUCCCGUGGCUGGCUUAGCUCUGUCCCAGGAGCUGGAGGAAGGGGUCCCAGCUUCUCUCUCCACUUCCCUGGAAACAGGGUUUGGUUCUCCUAGUGAGCUGAACAGUCGUGUCGAGGAGAAAGAACUUUCUGAAAAUGUGAGCCUUCCUGCAGAAGAAACAAACAGGCCAGAGUUGGGGCCCGGAGAAGACGUGGAAGGUGUGUCUGAAGAACUGACUUCAGAGGAUGAGGGAUACACCGUUUGGAACUACAGCUUCUCCCAGGUGCCUCGGUUUCUCAGUGGUUCUUGGUCAGAGUUCAUCACCCAACCUGAAAACUUCUUGAAAGGCUGUAAGUGGGCCCCUGACGGUUCCUGCAUCUUGACCAAUAGUGCUGAUAAUAUUCUGCGGAUUUAUAACCUGCCCCCAGAGCUGUACAAUGAGGGGGAGCAACUGGAAUAUGCAGAAAUGGCCCCCGUCCUUCGAAUGGUGGAAGGCGACACCAUCUAUGACUACUGCUGGUAUUCCCUGAUGUCUUCAGCUCAGCCGGACACCUCCUACGUGGCCAGCAGCAGCCGGGAGAACCCAAUUCACAUCUGGGACGCCUUCACCGGGGAGCUCCGGGCUUCCUUUCGCUCCUAUAAUCACCUGGAUGAGCUGACGGCAGCCCACUCGCUCUGCUUCUCCCCGGAUGGCUCCCAGCUCUUCUGUGGCUUCAACCGGACCGUGCGUGUCUUCUCCACAUCCCGGCCCGGCCGAGACUGCGAGGUCCGAACCACGUUUGCAAAAAGGCAGGGCCAGAGUGGCAUCAUUUCCUGCAUAGCCUUUAGCCCAACCCAGCCCCUCUACGCCUGUGGCUCCUAUGGCCGCUCCCUGGGCCUGUACACCUGGGAAGAUGGCUCCCCUCUUGCCUUGCUGGGAGGACACCAAGGGGGCAUCACGCACCUCUGCUUUCACCCUGAUGGCAAUCGCUUCUUCUCCGGAGCCCGCAAGGAUGCUGAGCUUCUGUGCUGGGAUCUUCGGCAGCUUGGGCACCCACUGUGGUCCCUGAGCCGCGAGGUGACCACCAAUCAGCGUAUCUACUUUGAUUUGGACCCGACCGGGCAGUUCCUCGUGAGCGGCAGCACUAACGGGGCUGUCUCUGUGUGGGACACUGGCGGGGCGGGGCUUGAGAGCAAGCCGGAGCCAGUGCUGAGUUUCCAGCCUCAGAAGGACUGCACCAAUGGCGUGAGCUUGCACCCUAGCCUGCCUCUGCUGGCCACCGCCUCCGGGCAGCGUGUGUUUCCGGAGCCCACAGAGAGUGGGGAUGAGGAGGGGGAGGAAGUGGACCUUCCUCUGCUCUCCAUGCGCCACGUGCACCUCGAAUGUCAGCUUCAGCUCUGGUGGUGUGGGGGGGGCCCAGACACCAGCAUCUCAAAUGCUCACCAGGAGGAGAUGGGACAGGGAGGGACAGAAGGAGGUGGGGGCGAGUUUACAUAAAAAGAUUUUAUAUGA
Molecule: messenger RNA, 1952 nt
Organism: Cervus elaphus (red deer)
Lineage: Eukaryota; Metazoa; Chordata; Mammalia; Artiodactyla; Cervidae
Gene: WRAP53
Product: WD repeat containing antisense to TP53
Exons: 10
Coding region: 315-1937 (540 amino acids)
Biological process (GO): Cajal body organization
Cellular component (GO): Cajal body
Molecular function (GO): RNA binding; protein binding
Source: RefSeq, a predicted model, not a curated record